UAGCAUUUUUAUGAUGCCGAAAAACAUAUUACCUCACAUGAGGAAAAUGAUUUGAUUCCAAAUCUCAAUUAAAAUACCUGGAAGAAGUUCACCUACUACUCUUUCUAGUCUCUCCCACACAUUUGUUUUUUUCCCUCAUAUUUCAUCUCCUGAGAAAAAAAGAAGACUAGCGAUGAGAGGAAUAGGAGGAAAAGAAGAAUCAGAGUCGAGUAUUCCACUGUUGAAAAGUCCUAACACGGCAGAGGAAGAAGGUGGAGAGCUGAAGAAGAGAGUUUGGGUUGAGACAAAGAAGCUAUGGAGAAUCGUUGGUCCUGCGAUGUUCAGUAGACUAACGACUAAUUCGAUACUUGUAAUUACUCAGGCUUUCGCUGGUCAUCUUGGAGAUCUUGAACUCGCCGCAAUAUCCAUUGUCAUUAACGUCAUCCUCGGCUUCAACUUCGGCCUCUUGCUUGGAAUGGCGAGCGCGUUAGAGACGUUGUGUGGACAAGCGUUUGGAGCGAAGAAGUAUUACAUGUUAGGAGUUUAUAUGCAGCGUUCUUGGAUUGUUCUGUUCGUUUGUUCUGUCUUUUUAUUACCGAUUUAUCUUUUCACAACUCCGGUUCUGAAAUUUCUCGGUCAACCGGACGAUAUAGCUGAGCUUUGCGGUGUCGUCGCCCUGUGGGCCAUCCCUCUCCAUUUUGCCUUUUGUUUAGCUUUACCGCUUCAACGUUUCCUCCAGUGCCAGCUCAGAAACCAAGUGACUGCAUAUUCCGCUGCGGUUGCAUUGGUGGCUCACGUUUUGAUGUGUUGGUUGUUCGUGUACGGGCUUAAACUUGGAGUCGCGGGGACAAUGGUUACGGUUGGUAUAUCCUGGUGGAUCAGUGUUCUUAUUCUAUUAGCUUAUUCGGUUUGCGGUGGUUGUCCACUCACUUGGACCGGCUUAUCCUUUGAGGCCUUCACCGGACUUUGGGAGUUUCUCCAACUCUCUGCUUCUUCUGGCGUUAUGCUUUGUUUGGAGAACUGGUAUUAUCAGAUCUUGGUUAUAAUGACUGGAACUCUUCAGAAUCCUCGGAUAGCCGUCGACUCUUUGUCCAUAUGCAUGACGAUAAAUGGAUGGGAGAUGAUGAUUCCUCUUUCUUUCUUCGCCGGAACCGGUGUACGUGUAGCAAACGAACUAGGAGCAGGUAAUGGAAAAGGGGCAAAGUUUGCGACGAUUGUAUCAGUGACACAAUCCUUAAUAAUAGGAUUGUUUGUCUGGGUGAUCAUAAUGCUUUUCCAUAACCAAAUCGCCAACAUCUUCUCAUCAAGCGAAGCCGUUUUAGCGGCUGUUAAUAAACUCACCAUUCUAUUAGCUCUCACCGUUCUUCUUAACAGUGUUCAACCGGUUCUUUCCGGUGUUGCCGUUGGAUCGGGUUGGCAAUCCUAUGUGGCAUAUAUUAACUUGGGAUGUUAUUAUUGCAUUGGGGUUCCACUAGGGUUUCUAAUGGGCUGGGUUUUUAAAUUCGGCGUCAUGGGUAUUUGGGCUGGUAUGAUGUUUGGAGGAACCUUAGUUCAAACAAUGAUUUUAUGUUUUAUCACAAUGAGGUGUGAUUGGGAAAAAGAGGCACAGAUGGCAAAUGUACGUGUUAACAAAUGGUGCAAGACAUUAAAAUGAAGAUUUAUCUAAAUAACUCAUCAUAAGCUUUUUUAUAUCAAUUGUCGCUGUUGGUAUUGAAAUCUUGUGUGUAUGUUUAAUAAACGGUCAGGUUGUGUUACAAAAAAAAAAGUUCAAUAAACGGUCAAAACGGUAUAUGUUGGUGUUGAAAUGUUGUACAUUGUACAAUAUGCAUUUUUAACGGUGAUUUUUUUCUUACCA
Molecule: messenger RNA, 1834 nt
Organism: Raphanus sativus (radish)
Lineage: Eukaryota; Viridiplantae; Streptophyta; Magnoliopsida; Brassicales; Brassicaceae
Product: protein DETOXIFICATION 27
Exons: 9
Coding region: 173-1633 (486 amino acids)
Biological process (GO): xenobiotic detoxification by transmembrane export across the plasma membrane
Cellular component (GO): membrane
Molecular function (GO): antiporter activity; xenobiotic transmembrane transporter activity
Source: RefSeq, a predicted model, not a curated record